UGCCGGCCGCGUCGGUUACAAAGGCCGCUGCCGGGCCGGCCGCCCUCAGCCUCUUCCGGCCGUAACGGCGGCGCGGGCCGGGCUCCCCGCCGGAGAUGAGGGAGGAUGUCGGUGUCGGGGCUGAAGGCUGAGCUCAAGUUCCUGGCGUCCAUCUUCGACAAGAACCACGAGCGGUUCCGCAUCGUCAGCUGGAAGCUGGACGAACUGCACUGCCAGUUCCUGGUGCGGCCGCCGGGUAGCGCGGCCUCGGCGCUCACGCUGCACUGCAACAUCACGGAGUCGUACCCAGCUUCCUCACCAAUAUGGUUCGUGGACUCUGAUGACCCAAACCUGACAUCAGUUCUGGAACGUCUAGAAGAUUCUAAGAACAACAGUUCGCUUCGUCAGCAGCUGAAGUGGUUGAUCUGCGAGCUCUGCCGAUUGCACGACCUUCCCAAGCACCUGGAUGUGGAGCUGCUGGAUCAGCCGCUGCCCGCGGGCCAGAAUGGGACCACGGAGGAAGUGACGUCAGAAGAGGAGGACGAGGAGGAGAUGGCGGAGGACAUAGAAGACCUGGACCACUACGAGAUGAAGGAGGAGGAGCCUAUCAGCGGGAAGAAGUCAGAAGAUGAAGGAAUCGAAAAGGAAAACCUGGCGAUAUUAGAGAAAAUCAGGAAGACUCAAAGGCAAGACCAUCUAAAUGUCCUGGUCAGCGUCUCUGUGUUCCAGGGCGCGGUGUCCGGGUCGGUGCAGGCCUCAGACAGGCUCAUGAAGGAGCUCAGGGACAUCUACCGCUCGCAGAGCUACAAGGCAGGGUUUUACUCAGUGGAACUCAUAAAUGACAGUUUGUACGACUGGCAUGUGAAGCUUCAGAAGGUCGAUCCUGAUAGUCCUUUGCACAGUGAUCUUCAGAUCUUAAAAGAAAAAGAAGGCAUAGAAUAUAUUUUGCUUAACUUCUCUUUUAAGGAUAACUUCCCGUUUGACCCUCCGUUUGUCCGCGUGGUGUUGCCGGUUCUCUCCGGAGGGUACGUGUUGGGGGGCGGCGCGCUGUGUAUGGAGCUUCUCACAAAACAGGGCUGGAGCAGCGCCUACUCCAUCGAGUCCGUCAUCAUGCAGAUCAACGCCACCCUCGUCAAAGGCAAAGCCAGGGUGCAGUUCGGAGCAAAUAAGAAUCAAUAUAAUCUAGCAAGAGCCCAGCAGUCUUAUAAUUCCAUUGUACAGAUACACGAGAAAAACGGCUGGUACACCCCUCCGAAGGAAGACGGCUAAGUGGAUGGACUGUCCCAGGCUCGGACCAACGUUGCUUUAAAGAAACCUUCCCACCGUGCAGACCAGCUUCGAGUGCCCAUAACAGCAGCCCCGACGACGUUAGCUGAUAGAUACUUUAGUGGAUACUCUGUCACCUGACAUCCUGCAUAAGUUACAGCCUCUCAUUUGCUCAUUGUAGGUAUCUUGGACUCAGCAGGGGGGCCUUUCCUGUAUUUUUCUUGAUAAAUACACACACUGGCCACU
Molecule: messenger RNA, 1491 nt
Organism: Myotis daubentonii (Daubenton's bat)
Lineage: Eukaryota; Metazoa; Chordata; Mammalia; Chiroptera; Vespertilionidae
Product: ubiquitin-conjugating enzyme E2 Q2-like
Exons: 1
Coding region: 106-1248 (380 amino acids)
Source: RefSeq, a predicted model, not a curated record